This is a messenger RNA of Aspergillus wentii DTO 134E9, 675 nucleotides long. Its product is annotated as 60S ribosomal protein eL13. The record is from RefSeq and is a predicted model, not a curated record. The transcript has 5 exons. The coding region runs from base 1 to 675 and encodes 224 amino acids. Gene Ontology annotation, biological process: translation. Gene Ontology annotation, cellular component: ribosome; cytosolic large ribosomal subunit. Gene Ontology annotation, molecular function: structural constituent of ribosome; RNA binding. NCBI's taxonomy places the organism in Eukaryota, Fungi, Ascomycota, Eurotiomycetes, Eurotiales, Aspergillaceae.
AUGGCGAUCAAGCACAACAACCAAAUCCUUAACCAGCACUUCCGCAAGGACUGGCAGCGUCGUGUGCGCGUGCACUUCGAGCAGCCCAGCCGCAAGCUCCGCCGUCGCGAGGCUCGUCAGGCCAAGGCUGCCGCUGUUGCUCCCCGUCCGGCUGACAAGCUCCGCCCCGUUGUGCACUGCCCUACCGUCAAGUACAACCGUCGCGUCCGGGCUGGUCGUGGUUUCACCCUGGCUGAGCUGAAGGAAGCUGGUAUCCCCAAGAAGCUCGCUCCCACCAUUGGUAUCUCCGUUGACCACCGCCGUGUCAAUUACUCCAAGGAGUCGCUCGUCGCCAACGUUGCCCGUCUCAAGGAUUACAAGGCCCGCCUCAUUCUGUUCCCCCGCAAGAGCGGCCAGUUCAAGAAGCUCGACGCUUCCGCUGAGGAGGUCAACGCCGCCAAGGCCGCUUUCGCCGCUGAGGGUGAGGGCUACUCCACCCGUGUCGGUGCCACCCUCCCCAUCACCAACCCUACUGCCGAGGAGGCCAUCACCGAGGUCAAGCGUGACGACCUGCCCAAGGGCGAGGAGGCUGCCUACCGCCGGUUGCGGGACGCCCGCAGCGAGGCUCGCCACCAGGGUAUCCGGGAGAAGCGUGCUAGGAUUAAGGCUGAGGAGGCCGCCGCUGCCAAGAAAUAA